GAGACGAAGAUGGCGCUGGAUGGACUGAGUGGAGCAUGAUCGAUCACCGAAAAGCUCGAUUGGAUUUGUUUUGCCUAACCAAGUUAAACAUUCCGAAUCAUCGUCCGAGCUGCAUUUUGGACCCGGAGUGAAAAGCGGCAACAAAGAGCUCUCCACAGAGACUCCUCCAUCAUCCUCAAGCGUCCUUCGGUACGAUGGAGUUCCCGUGGCACAGUGGGAAGGUCCUGGAGCAGCUGAACCGCCAGCGUCGGCAGGGCCUGCUUUGUGACUGCACCUUUGUGGUGGACGGGGUGGACUUCAAGGCCCACAAAGCUGUGCUGGCAGCCUGCAGUGUUUACUUCCGUACGCUCUUCCUGGACCAGAAAGAUGUGGUGCAUCUGGACAUCAGCAAUGCAGCAGGUUUGGGUCAGGUCCUGGAGUUCAUGUACACAGCCAAGCUGAGUUUGAGUCCACAGAACGUAGAAGACGUCUUGGCUGUUGCUAACUUUCUAAAGAUGCAAGAAAUUGUGAAUGCGUGCUCUGCGUACCAGUCCAUGGCAACUACAGCUCCGGCCCUCAUAACUCUGGAUUUUGCCGUCGAAGAAAAGCAAGGUGAUGAGCAGCGAGAGGAACCAGAGAGUGACCUGGCAGAAGCAGCAUCUCAAGCAGAGGAGAGCAGUAGCCCCCCCACAGAAGAUAUAAAGCUCACACAAAAUGAGGAAAACUUAAAGGAAGACGCUUCCCCUGAAACACCACAGACAACUAUUACUGAGCCCGCCAAAACCACCCCCGACCCAGGAAGACCCCCAAAACCCCCCGCCCUGCCCUCUCCAAAGAAGGUUCCUGUGAAGAAGGAGGAGGAAGGAGCGGCACAACAGGCGUCAGAUGCUGACUACACACCCAAAUCACAGUUGAAAUCCGCUGGCAGCUCCUACAUGAGCUCUCGGGGGAGAAGAAUCAGAAAACCUCCUCGACGGAACUUCCCACCAGACAAUGACUCAGAGGAAGAAGGCCCAUCAAAGACAAAAACUGAGAAGAAAGAUUCCGAGCCAGCAGAAGAAGCUGGAGAACAGCAGGAAGAGGAGGAUAAGGAGGAUGAGAGUGGGGAGAUGGACGACGGAGAAGAUAAUGAUGAAGAGGAGUUUGGGGAGGAAGAUGAUGAUGAUGAUGAUAUUGAAGACGAAAUGGAAGAAGACGAUUCAGGAAGCGACAGAGAAGGCAGACAAACUCAUUCAUCGACGAUGAGCAGCCGGUCCGAGUCGAAGCCUUACAGCUCCGUGACUCACGAAUGUGAGGACUGUGGGAAGAAGUUCACGCACACGGGUAACUUCAAGAGACACAUGCGCAUUCACACGGGAGAGAAGCCGUUCAGCUGUCGGGACUGCAACAAGGCUUUCUCUGACCCCGCAGCCUGUAAAGCUCAUGAAAAAACACACAGCCCUCUGAAGCCGUACUGCUGCACGACGUGUGGGAAGAGCUACCGGCAGAUCAGCCUGCUCAACCUGCACCGGAAGCGUCACACGGGCGAGGCGCGCUACAGCUGCGACGUCUGCGGAAAACUCUUCACCACGUCGGGGAACCUGAAGCGGCACCAGCUGGUCCACAGCGGGGAGAAGCCGUACCACUGCGACUUUUGCGACAAGGCUUUCUCCGACCCCACCGCCAAGAUGAGGCACCUGGAGACGCACGACACGGAGAAGGGCAACCGCUGCCCCUACUGCGACAAGCGCUUCAACCAGCCUGGAAAUCUGAAGGCUCACUUAAAGAUCCAUAUCGCAGACGGGCCUCUCAAGUGCAAGGAAUGCGGUAAACAGUUUACUACAUCAGGCAAUCUGAAGAGACACCUGCGAGUCCACAGUGGGGAGAAACCGUACAUCUGUAUGCAUUGCCAGAGAGCGUUCAGUGACCCCGGAGCUCUGCAGCGGCACGAACGGAUCCACACAGGAGAGAAGCCCUGCGUCUGUCCCAUCUGUGGAAAGGCCUUCACACAGGCCAGCUCGCUCAUCGCUCACGUCCGCCAGCACACCGGAGAGAAACCCUACGUGUGCGAUCGCUGCGGCAAAAGGUUCGUGCAGUCCAGUCAGCUGGCCAAUCACAUUCGGCAUCACGACAAUGUCCGGCCCCACAAAUGUCAGAUGUGCUCAAAGGCAUUUGUUAAUGUGGGAGACCUGUCCAAGCACAUUAUCAUCCACACAGGAGAGAAACCGUUCCUGUGUGAUAAAUGCGGCCGAGGCUUCAACCGGGUGGACAACCUGCGCUCACACGUCAAGACCGUGCACCAAGGGAAGGCCGGCAUGAAGCGGCUGGUGUUAGCUGGGGGCAGCGCAGACGAGGGGCUCGAUGGGUGCGCGUCUACCUCUGACGGCGAGAUCAACAUAGUUACCGUCACUACGGAGGACAUCGUUACCCUGGCAGCCAGCGCUGUGGCUCAGCUGAGAGUUGUUCCUGUGGCUGCUUCAGUGUCUGCAGAUGAGACUGAGGCUUUAAAGGCUGAAAUCACAAAGGCAGUGGAGAAAGUGCAAGAAGCAGACCCCAACACCCAGAUCCUGUACGCUUGUGAUUCAUGCGGGGAUAAAUUCUUGGACGCUAGCUCCCUCGCCCAGCACGUUCGCAUCCACACAGCUCAGGCCCUCGUCAUGUUCCAGGCAGAUUCCGACUUCUACCAAUACACCACAGCCACGGAGCAAGUCAUCCAGGAAGGAGGAGAGCUGAUCUUCCGAACGACAGUUGGAGAGGGAGAGGGAGGGAUAGUGGGGGAGAGACAAGAACAGGAAGAAGAGACUGAAGGGCUGACUCAUGAGGAGAGGAGGGAGGAGGAAGAGGAGGAAACCCACACUGAGCUCCACACGGAAGGAAAGGAUGAAGCUGCAGCAGAAGUAGAGGAGAAGGAAAAAGAAGAGGAGAUGGAAUGUGAGAGUUAGGCAUAGGGGGGAAGAUUUGUGAAGAAAGAAAUAUUGAAAUAUUAAAUAUUGCUGGAAAUAAAUGUAAUUAUUUAACUGGAGAUGGAAAUAUAAGAAAUAACGUGUGAGGAUUGCAAAUGUUACAAGUGAAUCUAAACUGGAUUUAUAACAUAGAAUAUAUCCUUUUUUUGGGUCAAAAAUGUUGUUAUUUUGCAUCCUUAUUCCAGGAUUCUAUGUCUUGUAGUUUGUUUACUUUUUGACUGAAAUGUUGGACUUUGCUCUGUUCUUUGUAUUAGGAUAUCACAAUCCUGUUUAACCCAUUUUCCCUUAAAAAUGACCUUGUCGUUAUUUUUCCAUUUCUCUCGGAUGAGAUGUGUACAUUUUCCUUAAAUAGUCAAACUAUUUUAUUGUACUUAGUUGUAAGUAUUUUCUUGAAAUUCACCCUAUACAGAGAUUAUUUACAUAAUUACAGAGGUGGGACUAACAAGUUAUUUGGGGGUUCAUUGCCACCUCCUUUUCUAGGAAGUAGGAAGAGUGGAUUCAUGUCCUACCUGACAUUCUGCUUGUAUACUAUUUGUAUAUUUGUUUUGUCAUCUGAAAAAGUCUUAAUACCUCUGAUAAAAGAUAAAAGGAACAUUUGUGGAGAUGAUAAGCUGGUUAACAAUUUGCCAUUUUUGGUGAUAACAAGACAUCUUCUUUUGGUAUUGCAAUAAAAUGAUCACAUUUGUAUAAAGACUGACACCAAUGUUUUUAAGUUAUUAUUUGUUUUGUUUGUAUUAACACCUGCAAGAUUCGUAUUAGAUAUCCGUAACUUACAGUCACUGGUAGUCAACAUCCCAACAAUAAAAAAUCAUCACAGUCUCA
Molecule: messenger RNA, 3743 nt
Organism: Notothenia coriiceps (black rockcod)
Lineage: Eukaryota; Metazoa; Chordata; Actinopteri; Perciformes; Nototheniidae
Gene: zbtb17
Product: zinc finger and BTB domain containing 17
Exons: 15
Coding region: 195-2900 (901 amino acids)
Biological process (GO): regulation of transcription by RNA polymerase II
Cellular component (GO): nucleus
Molecular function (GO): protein binding; DNA-binding transcription factor activity, RNA polymerase II-specific
Source: RefSeq, a predicted model, not a curated record